GGCAAUAUAGUUCCUCGCACAGAGUGGGGUAAAAUUGCAACGAUAUUUUACGCAAUCAUAGGAAUGCCACUGUUCCUGCUCUAUCUUUCCAACAUAGGUGAUAUUUUGGCCAAAUCGUUCAAAUGGAUCUACGCCAAAUUCUGUUUGUGUAGAGUAUGUCCGGGUGUAGCCCGACGGCGUGCCCUUCGAGCCAGACGUAGAGCCAGGACUGAGGAACGUGACUACCAGUCGGAACUGGGUGACAACGGGUUCGACACAGCCACAAUCACCACCUCCAACGUGGACGAUGAGAUUGAGGAAGAAAUCACUGCCGAGACGAACACUGUUACCGUUCCAAUUACAAUUUGUAUAAUGAUAAUGAUCGGGUAUAUAUUUUUCGGAGCCCGGUUGUUUGCCGAUUGGGAAAACUGGGAUAUUUUAGAUGGCAGCUAUUUCUGCUUUAUUUCACUAAGCAGCAUCGGAUUCGGAGAUAUAGUACCCGGUGCUUCGCUGCAAACGAAAGGUGACACCAAGAUGGAAAUCAGCUUUAUCCUUUGCGCCAUUUAUCUACUGCUUGGCAUGGCACUGAUAGCCAUGUGCUUCAAUCUGAUGCAGGAACAAGUCAUCUAUAAAAUACGAUCCCUGAAGAAAUGUGUCCGAGGUUGUUUCCAAUGCAAGAAAAAUGCUCCACAACCCAGCGAAGAAGAGUCUGAAGGCUGAGCAGAAUCAAAUUCUACAUCGAGGCUAGUGAAAAGCACGGAAAACACACUGCAAGCAGCGUAAGAAGGAAGCAAUCUGGAUUUUUUCUAACGUUCGGUUUAGACGAUUCAGUUCGGAGUUCAACUCACUUGAAAACUCACAGAAAAAUGGUCAAUAUGGAGCUUUUUUUUAUUCGCUUCCAAGUCACUUGAACACUGACCAUAAAAUCGGGUGUGAUUUGAAUCAAAACACUUACGUCUUCACUGCUAAAAGCAUCUCCCGUAUAAAGUUUUCCGCGAACCAAUUCUAACCGUUACUUGAUAAGUCGCAGCGAUUAAAGACAAUGUGAGACAGUUGUUAAGUUUAAUUUUCCUUGUUGAUGUAAAUAAUUAUCUACCAACCUUUCUUUAUCUAAUCAAUUUUCAGAGUGAGUAAUUUAAUUGAUAAGUACAUACGCUGUAAGGGAAUUUCUGAUCUUAACGAUUGUUCAACAUUCCAAAGGAAAACAAAAGUUCAUUUUUGAUAAGUGUUUUAACUCUACCCUGUAUCACAACCCCAUGGUGAAUGCUAGAGGCUGAGAAACUACAAAAAAAAACUUGUGUAAAUUUCCGUGCCCUGAGACUGACAUAAACGUGUGAC
Messenger RNA from Ochlerotatus camptorhynchus, 1317 nucleotides. RefSeq names its product sandman (gene sand). The transcript has 6 exons. NCBI's taxonomy places the organism in Eukaryota, Metazoa, Arthropoda, Insecta, Diptera, Culicidae. The record is from RefSeq and is a predicted model, not a curated record. Gene Ontology annotation, biological process: potassium ion transmembrane transport; stabilization of membrane potential. Gene Ontology annotation, cellular component: plasma membrane. Bases 64 to 699 code for a protein of 211 amino acids. Gene Ontology annotation, molecular function: outward rectifier potassium channel activity; potassium ion leak channel activity.